Messenger RNA from Anguilla rostrata (American eel), 10458 nucleotides. RefSeq names its product unconventional myosin-XV-like. Gene Ontology annotation, cellular component: myosin complex; cytoskeleton. Gene Ontology annotation, molecular function: cytoskeletal motor activity; ATP binding; protein binding. The record is from RefSeq and is a predicted model, not a curated record. The transcript is spliced from 65 exons. Lineage: Eukaryota; Metazoa; Chordata; Actinopteri; Anguilliformes; Anguillidae. Bases 81 to 10424 code for a protein of 3447 amino acids.
CCAUCUCCCCACCACUGUCCCUCAGACAAGAUGCAGCCCCUCCUCCACCACAAACUCCUUUUAGCAGGAGAAAACAACAAAUGCAUCCCUCUCCUCAACCAUCUUUAAGAAAAAUGAGUCCACCUCCAUCUCCUCAGCUGAAUAUGAGGCCUGCAGGCAGUAUUCAGCACAGAGAAGUUGAGAGACCCCCAUCCUCUUUUCCAACACAAAGAGCAUCUCCAACACCUUCACGACACAGUUAUGCAACACGACCUGAGUUUCAACAGCCUAUGUCACCUCAACUAACAAGAAGUCGAAGGCCACCAUCACCAUCACCAUCAAGAACAUCCAACAGACAUUUAAAUGAAGUUCAAGAUGUUCCCACUGGAACUCCACCACUCAGAUUUAGAGGACGUAACAAUGUACCUAUGAGAGCUGUUAAACCAUCGACAGGAAAUCCAUACAUGCAAAGAAUGGGUCAUCCUGGUGCCCGAGUGAUACAAAAUGUCCCCCCAUUUAGGUCAUCAAUAAGAGGGCCAGGUCGUGGUGCAGGACCUGGGGUUCAAUCCCCACUUUCUACUCCUCAGCUAUCAGCAAGGCAUGGGAUUCAUCCAGGAACCCCUAAACCUCUGAGGAGCUCUCAAAGACCUGUUGGCCGAGGCCGUCCUGUGGUAGGGGUCCCUCGUAAUCCCCCUUCUCCAAGGCAGUCGAUUAGAAGGAUGGGUCCCCCAGUAAAUAUAGAGACCCAAAGACCACCAUCACCACAACCUUCCCUGAAACGAAUGGGGCCUCCGUCACCACAACCUUCAAUAAGACACCUCUCAAGCAGACCAGCCUCACCUCAACCUUCAUUAAAACGUGGCUCACCCUUACCAACAAGAUCACCAUCACCCAGAGAUCUGUCAUCUCCAGUUCUGACUGAUGCUUUGCAAAAUCGCAAUAUUCAAAAUGCUUCCUUUAGGUCACCCCUUCCAGGAUAUGAUCCGUAUUCUCCUGUCAUUACAGAGUUUGACCAGACAAUAGAACAAGGCCCAUCUCCACUUCUGUCAAGUGCUUUACAGAACCCCAACAUUCGCAAUGCUACCUACAGAUCACCAUUUCCUGGAAACAGCGACCCCCAUUCUCCAGUGAUGACAGAAUUUUACCAACCAAUUGGACAAGUACAUUCCCCACUCCUGGAAAAUGCUCUGCAGAAUCCGGAUCUCCGCAAUGUAUCAUUUAAGCAUCCCUUGCAGAGAAGUGCUUCUCCUUAUUCUCCUGUAAUAACACAAUUAGACCAGACAACUGAGCAAGGGCACUCCCCAAUACUAACAAAUGCUUUGCAGAAUCCGGAUAUUCGCAAUGCUUCCUAUAGAUCACCAUUACAACAAAGAAUGUCUCCAUAUUCACCUAUGAUAGCAGAGCAUGACCAGCUGACAGAGCAGGCUUAUUCUCCACUUUUGUCAAAUGCAAUACAGAAUCCGAAUAUUCGCAAUGCUACCUACAGAACACCAUUACAGAGAAGAUCCUCUCGGCACUCCCCAGUGGUAUCAGAGUAUGAUCAACUAGCAGGACAGGCUCCUUCUCCACUUUUGUCAAAUGCACUGCAGAAUCCGAAUAUUCGCGAUGCUACCUACAGAACACCAUUACAAAGAAGACCCUCUGGUUACUCUCCAAUGGUAUCAGAGUAUGAUCAACUAGCAGGGCAAGCUCCUUCACCACUUUUGUCAAAUGCAAUACAGAAUCCAAAUAUUCGCAAUGCUACCUACAGAACACCAUUACAAAGAAGACCCUCUGGUUACUCUCCAAUGGUAUCAGAGUACGAUCAACUAGCAGGGCAGGCUCCUUCUCCACUUUUGUCAAAUGCACUGCAGAAUCCGAAUAUUCGCAAUGCUACCUACAGAACACCAUUACAGAGAAGACCUUCUCGGUAUUCUCAAAGGAUGUCACAGUAUGAUCAUCUUGCAGGGCAAGCUAAUUCACCACUUUUAACAAAUGCAUUGCAAAAUCCUAAUAUCCGCAAUGCUUCUUAUAGAGUACCACUACAAAGAAGCAUGUCUCCCUAUGGCCCAGUGAUGACAGAGUUUGAUCCUAUAAUAGAACAUGGUCCAUCUCCUCUUCUGGCAGAUGCUUUGCAGAAUCCUCAAAUCCUCCAUGCUUCCUAUUUAUCACCUUUACAAGGACGAAGAUCUCCCUAUUCUCCAAUGAUGGCAGAUUAUGACCAGUCAGUAGAACAAGCUUCCUCCCCUGUUUUGUCAAAUGCCUUGCAAAAUCCUCACCUUCGCAAUGCUUCCUAUAGGCUACCUGAUGGGACUAUUGUAUUUCAAAACCCUGACUAUGCAACAGAACAAAUUUCUUCCCCAAAUUUGUCAAAUGCUUUACAGAAUCCUCAACUACGUAAUGCUUCAUAUAAGCUAGCUGAUGGCUCAGUUUUAAGAAGAAAUGGUGGACAGCAUCAACCAUCCUCUCCACUUUUGUCAAAUGCCCUUCAGAACCCACAACUUCGCUCUGCUUCAUAUAGGCUACCAGAUGGAUCAAUCCUAUCAAGGAACACACAGCUUCAACCAUCCUCUCCACUUUUGUCAGAUGUUUUGCAGAACAAACAGCUUCGGAAUGCUUCCUAUGUACUUCCAGAUGGAUCAAUCUUAUCCAGAAAGAAAAAUCAAAUUUCCUCCCCAGUAUUGAGAAAUGCCCUCCAGAACCCACAGCUACGCAAUGCUUCAUAUAGACUCCCUGAUGGGUCAAUCCUAAUCCCAAAACAGAAAGUCUCAUCUCCACUUUUGUCAGAAGCGUUAAAGAACCCUCAAGUUCGCCAUGCUUCCUACAGACUGCCGGAUGGGUCUAUCGUAAUUAGAAACAAUGACGGACCAUCUCCUCCUUUUUUGACUGAUGCACUGCAGAACCCUCACCUACGCAGUUCUUCCUACAAACUUCCCUCAGGAAUGACACCACACCCUGAUGAUCCAAGAUAUGCAGUGGUUAUGCCUCAGAGGAUGGGAACAGACCACCUUCGGCAACACUGGGCUCAAGGUCAUACAAGAGAGGGUCAGGAAGAUGAAGACGUGUGGUCAUCAGAGAGAAUCCUUCCUCAUCAAACUGUGCAAAAUCUCACAAAAUGGUCAAUGUACAGGGAUGAAAGCUUAAUGGGCCAUCUUACUCCUCUUUCUUCUGACCAUGAUGCACAAGUUCUUGAACCUGAGUGGGCACCAGACAGGGAAGGUGAACCUAAAGGGCAGUGGUAUGAUAAGAUGUACACCAUCCGAAGUCUGCCAACAAUGAGAUACAGAGAGCUGGCUGAGGAAGAUGGGAUUGAGGACAUGACACAGCUGGAAGAGCUCAGUGAAGGUGCUGUGUUGUUAAAUUUGAAGAAAAGGUUUGGCCAGGAGCUGAUUUAUACAUACAUUGGCAGUAUCCUGGUGGCUGUAAACCCUUACAAGAUGUUUAACAUCUAUGGAACAGACAUGGUGCUGCAGUAUGAGGGACACGCACUGGGAGAGAACCCCCCGCAUCUUUUUGCUAUUGCAAAUAUCUCUUACACAACGAUGAUGGAUGCCAAACAGAAUCAGUGCAUUAUUAUCAGUGGGGAAAGUGGCUCAGGCAAGACAGAAGCUACAAAACUUGUUCUGCGAUACUUAACAGCGAUACAUCACAAGCGAAAUAUCACACAACAGAUCCUUGAAGCAACUCCCCUCCUAGAAUCGUUUGGAAAUGCCAAAACAGUCCGGAAUGAUAACUCAAGUCGGUUUGGGAAAUACGUGGAAAUUUUUUUGGAGGAGGGUGUGAUCAGCGGUGCCAUAACCUCACAGUAUCUACUUGAGAAGUCUAGGAUUGUAUUUCAGGCCAAACAUGAAAGAAAUUAUCACAUUUUCUACGAGAUGCUUGCAGGCCUUCCUUCCCCACAGCGGCAGUCAUUCUACCUUCAGGAGGCAGAAACCUACUAUUACCUCAAUCAGGGUGGUGACUGUGAGAUCCCAGGGAAGAGUGAUGGGGAGGACUUCCACAGGCUGCUCAAUGCCAUGGAGAUCCUCAGCUUCAGCGCUGACGACCAGAACAGUAUCUUCAGGAUUCUGUCCUCUAUUCUGCACCUUGGGAAUGUGUUCUUUGAGAGAUACGAGACUGAUUCCCAGGAGGUGGCGUCAGUAGUGAGUGCUCAGGAAAUUCGUGUGGUGGCUGAAUUGCUCCAGAUCUCACCAGAAGCACUGCAGAAAUCUAUCACCUUCAAAGUAACGGAAACAAUGAGAGAGAAGAUAUACACUCCUCUGACAGUAGAAAGUGCAGUUGAUGCCAGAGAUGCAGUUGCCAAGAUCUUGUACUCCCUUCUGUUCAACUGGCUCACAGACAGGAUAAACGGGGUGGUUUAUCCAAGAAAUGACACCCUGUCUAUCUCCAUUCUUGACAUUUAUGGAUUUGAGGACCUUACAUUCAACAGCUUUGAACAGCUCUGUAUCAAUUAUGCAAAUGAGUACCUGCAGUUCUUUUUCAAUAAGAUUGUAUUCAAGGAGGAGCAGGAUGAGUACAUUAGAGAGCAGGUCAGCUGGAAUGAAGUGACUUACAGUGACAAUCAGCCCUGUAUUGAUCUCAUUGCCUCAAAGCCACAUGGGAUACUUAAAAUCCUAGACGAUCAGAGCAGCUUCCCUCAGGCCACGGACCACACCUUUCUUCAGAAGUGUCACUAUCAUCACGGCAACAAUCCUCUCUAUGCAAAGCCAAAGAUGCCCCUGCCUGAGUUCACCAUAAAGCACUAUGCAGGAAAAGUCACUUACCAGGUUCACAAGUUCCUGGAUAAAAAUUAUGAUGUGCUGCGCCAGGAUGUUCUUGAUCUCUUUAUUCAGAGCAAAAAUAGGAUGGUGGCAAACCUCUUCAGGAACCAUGCUGAAUUCCUGGGCCAGCAAAAGUCCUACCUGAGGAAGAACAGCACAGUGACACGCCGCUACCAGGCCUCCACAGUGGCUGCCAAGUUCCAACAGUCCCUCCUGGAGCUGGUGGAGAAGAUGGAGAGGUGCAACCCAUUUUUUGUGCGCUGUAUAAAGCCAAACAAUAACAAGGAUCCUGAUGUGUUUGACAUGGAGUUGGUCAGCACCCAGUUACGCUACUCUGGAAUCUUAGAAACUAUUCGCAUCAGGAAGGAAGGAUACCCUGUCAGAGUGCCCUUUGAAAUCUUCCUCAACAGGUAUAAGGCCCUGUUGGGUCUACAACAAACCCCUCCAGCUGAUGGAGAGAACUGCGUCAUCAUGCUGAAGAAGUUAUGCCCGGUUAAAAAAGAGGCCUAUCAGGUGGGAGUCACGAAGCUCUUUAUGAAAGAGGACCUGCACCAGCUUCUGGAAAGCAAGAGAGACCGUGUGAGGCAUGUGGCGGCCAUCACUCUGCAGCGGUAUGCUCGCAUGUUCUUCGUCCGAAGGAACUUUCUGGUUUUCCGCAUGAAGAUCAUUCGAUUCGAGGCCCACUGUCGUGGUUUUCUUACCAGAAAACGCUACUUGAAGAUGAGACAAAGCUUGAUCAAGUUCCGCUCUUUCGUCCUCCUGUACAUCAAUCGCAAGAGAUACAUCCAGACAAGGCUGGAGACUCUGAGACAGGCAGAAGAAGAAAGGAUGAGAAUUGAAAUGGAGCUGUCAAGACGAGAAGUGGUCAAUGUCACUCACUUGGCCAUUCCUGCAGAGCUUGGAGGGUUAUUACAAGCAACAGCAGCGGGCAGAGAGCUUCACUCAGAGUGCCUUGCUCUGGUUCAGGCACCAAAGAUACAGGUAGAAUCUGAGCUCACACUGCCUCUCGACAUCAACAAUUACCCCAUGUCCAGAUUUGUCCAGGCUCAGUUCAGGGAGCCAAAGUUUGGAAUGUUGACUGCCCCAUUAGGAAUGUCUCUCACACAUGUGGAUGAGGAUCUAAGUCAGGAGGCGCUCAGCAUCUUCAUAAUGAUUUUAAGGUUCAUGGGUGACCCUCAUCUCAAUGGAGCUCAGGAGAACCUGUUUGGCAAUUACAUCAUCCAGAAGGGGCUCUCCACACCAGGACUGCGAGAUGAAAUCUUGUCUCAAAUUGCCAAUCAAGUCUGGAAGAACAAUAACUUAGUCAACUCAGAGAGAGGGUGGCUGCUCAUGUCAGCCUGUCUGAGUGCAUUUGCCCCAUCAGAGAAAAUGGAUAAGUAUCUUCUAAAGUAUGUCUCAGACUAUGCCUACAAUGGCUACAAAGCUGUGUGCCAACACAGGCUCAUCCAGGCCAUGCAGAAGUCCAAAUAUGGACCGGAAACAGCUAGGACAUAUCCACUGUCUCUGCUGGAGUGGACUGCCAACAGGAAGAGAGCAAACAUGGUGUUACAAGUGCACUGCUUUGAUGGGGCAUCCUUCCUAUGUCCUCUACACUCAUGGACCUGUGGGGAAGACCUGUCUGGGGACAUACUACAGCACAGGGGGGUGACAGAGGGCUGGAGAGGUUGGUCCAUCCUCAUGAAGGAACAUGGCCAGUGGGUAGAGCUGGAAGGACACGAUUACGUCAUGGACCUCAUCUCUGACAUGGAGCUGCUGACCGACUUCCCCAAGCAGAAAUCGUACUUCAUCAUCUCCUCUGAGGACCCCUACAGGACCCGGCCCAAUGCCACCAUUAGUCUCUUCGGGAGUGGGUUUGAGUCAGAUGAGGACAGCCCCCUGGCCCACGCCAUGAGGCGCCCAGCCAUGCCUAGCUCCAGCCUUCCCGACUCAGAUGGGUACUACAGCCACGUGGAGGCAGACAGCCUCAGUGAAGGUCCCAUACAGAAGGGCAUGGACCGGUACCUCGACAGCCUCUUUGACCCAGUGCUGUCCUACGGCAAUGGGGACCUGGAGAGACCAGCCAGCAUGUCCAACAGGAUGAAGGGGGGUGGAGGGAUUGGAAGGGGUGACAGUGAUAGGCAGCCAGGUGCCAGUGGGCCUUACUCCUCAGGGUGGCAGUCUGGCGCGGUGCCAGUGCUGCCGAUGGUAGGAGGAGUCAUGCCAGGAAUACCACCGAUGCCAGUAGUGCCUGUUAUGCCAGUGAUGCCCAAUGUGCCAGCCGUACCCGAUGUGCCAGGUGCAGAACAGACUGUACUGGCACAACAGCAGCAAGCCAUUAUCAAUCAACAAGCAAUAAUUAUGGCUCAGCAGAUGACUAUGCAGGCCAUGGCCAUGGUCACCAGUCCAAUGACAAGCCCACUGACCAGCCCACCCACCAGCCCACUGGUUAGCCCAUAUGCCAGCUACCCUGCCAGCCCCUACACCAGCCACCCCACCAGCCCCCAGGUUCAGCGAAACCCUCCCAAGAGUUUGACUCCUCUGCCUCGAGCCAGCACAACCACACCAACCAAUCCAGCAGGAAAAGGCAGCCUUUCCCGCAAGCAGGCCCCUGCUCCACCUGUGAAAAAAGCCUCCCCACACAAAACUGUUCCCUCCCCGGGCCCAAGUCACACAGUGCCACCGGAGGACGUGGUGAAAUCUUCCACCACCAACUCAGAGCACAUAAUGCCAAGCCACAACAUCAAGGACAUCAUCAAACAGUACCAGACACCUCCCCCAGCCCAACCCCCAGAGAUAAAAAAGAAGGAGGGGAAGGUGUUUGUUAAGAAGAUGGACCCCCACGAUGAAGCCAUGAUGAUCUUAAAAGGACAGAUGAGUGCUCAGCCACCCCCUAAGCAGCAGAAUAAGCCCCCUGCCCCUGCUGCAGCUCCAGUGAAGGAAGAGAAGCCGGCUGCUGGAGGGAUGAAACCAGCCCGGAGCAGCAUCGCCAGGAAACCUCAGGCCCCAACGCCAGUGGGUCUCCAGAGGGGCCCUGGCCCUGCACCCCCACCAGUGUCUAGGGAGCUCCCAGUGGAGGAGGAGACCAUACAGACCCAGCUGCACCGGAGGAGCAGUGAGGAGCACUACACCUACACAAACGUGCCCUGGAAGAUGUACCUGAGGAAGGAGGUUUUCUACCCAAAGGACAGCUUUAACAAUCCACUAGUUAUGGAUCUCAUAUUUAAGCAGAUAGUCAAUGACACUUUUUCAGAGGCAUGCAUACGCAUCACCAAAGAGGAAAGGCUGAAAAUGAAAUCUCUGUUUGCGGAACAUCAAAUCGAGCCAAGCUCAGUCGCCCACGAUGAGACCGUGAAGAAGAAGAUUGUCACUGCCGCCAGGGAUUCCUGGGAGAUUUACUUCUCACGACUGUUCCCAGCAUCUGGGAGUGUGGGUACUGGGGUCCAGGUCCUAGCUGUAUCACACAGAGGGAUCAAACUUCUGAAGAUGGUAAAGAGCAGUGCUACUGCCCCAGAUUACUUCAGAGUCUUGCGGCCUUACAGCUACACAGAUAUCAUGUUUGUCACAAUCCCUUCAAAGAACAUGCUGGAGUUCAAUCUGAACAAUGAGAAGCUCAUCUUGUUUUCUGCUAAAGCUCCACAUGUCAAAAAUAUGGUUGACUACUUCAUCACAGAGCUAAAAAAGGAUUCAGACUAUGUGGUUGCAGUACGAAAUUAUAUCACAGAUGACAGGACUCUUCUGAGCUUCCAUAAGGGCGACAUCAUCAGACUGCAGAUUAUGGAGGGCCUCCAAGAAGGCCACUACUAUGGCUGCAUUGUAAGAAAGAAGGUGAUCUUCCUGGAGGAAUUAAAAAAAGAUACACCUGACUUUGGCUGGAAGUUUGGGGCGAUCCACGGCCGCUCAGGGAUCUUUCCCGCGGAGUUUGUCCAGCCCGUAGCUGCUCCAGACUUCAUCAGCUUGCCCACGAACAGGAAAGAAGAGCCCAGGAACAAGCAGGGCCGGGUGGCUGCAUCUGCAGCCGUGGCUGUGGCUGUGGGUUCAGCCAUGGCGGCCCAUGAGCUGGAUCGUACCAUUGAGGUGGCACCCACUGGCAAUGAAUUCACAGAUGAUUAUGGUGACUAUAGUAGCAUGGACAUAGAAGAGAAGAUGCUGCAAGGCAGCCAGUAUAAUCUAGUAGAGUUUGCCAAGAAAUACUUCAGAGAGGCCCAGAGGAAGAAGAGUGAUUCAUAUAAACAGAAGUCAAAGAAAGGCAAGGAUUCCAGAGAGCCAUCUGACAUGGUGAAAUACACCAAGUCUCCAAUUCAGGAGUCGUUGAUAGACUUCACCGAUGAAAACAUGAACAAAGUGGCAGCAGACAUUUUCCUGGCUGUGAUGAGGUUCAUGGGAGACUCUCCUCUCAGAGGCCAGACAGAGCAAGAUGCCGUCUGCACAUUUCUGAAGCUCAUUGGAGAAUAUGGACUGAUGAAGGAUGAGGCUUACUGCCAGGUCCUUAAGCAGAUUACCGCCAACACCAGCUCAAAAGCAGACAGCUGCCAGAGGGGCUGGAGGCUGCUGUAUAUUCUCACUGCAUAUUACCGCUGCUCUGAGGUGCUGAAGCCCUUCGUGUUCAAGUACCUGCAGGAUGUCUGCAGGAGCCCAGGAGUACUCUUCCAAGGCAUUGCUAAAGCCUGCGAACAGAACCUGAGGAAGACCUUUCAGUACGGUGGGCGGAGCGUAUUCCCCAACAGUAUGGAGCUGAAGGCCAUGAUGGCUGGCCGAAGCUCCAAGCGGCAGCUGUUCCUUCUCCCGGGAGGAAUUGAGCGUCACCUUAAAAUCAAAACAUGUUCAAUUGCUCUUGAUGUCAUUGAGGAGCUGUGUUACGAGAUGGCCCUGCAAAGGCUUGAAGCCAUGGAUGAAUAUGCCAUUUUUGUGGUCACAACCAGAGGUCAGAAUGUCCGCCCACUAAACAAGAGGGAGUACAUCCUGGAUAUUGCCACAGAGGCUGAACAAAUCGACAGUAACUACAGCUUCUGGUUCAGAAGGGUGAUCUGGUCCCAACCGUUAAAGUUUGACAAUGAGCUCUGCGUCACUGUGCAUUACAAUCAGGUGCUUCCAGACUACCUGAAGGCCCUGCUCAACGUUCUCCCCCAGGGGAAGGUCAGCGAGCAGCUGUUACAGCAGGUCUCCAAGCUGGCUGCCUUACAACACCGCGCCAAGGACAGCAUUUACCUCCCUACCAUGCGCGAGGCUCAGGACUGCAUCCCUCCUCAGCUGUAUGGGCAGCAGCGGCCACAGCAGUGGUUGAACAUGGUGACACAGCACAUGCAGCAGGUUCAGGCCCUGAGCCCUCACCAAGCCAGAGCACAGUUCCUGGGGCUGGUCAGUGCCUUCCCCAUGUUUGGCUCCUCCUUCUUCUACAUCCAGAGCAGCAGCAACAGCUCUAUUGUGGCCCCUUGUUUACUGGCUAUCAAUCAGAAUGGACUGAAUUUCCUCAAUAAAGACACCCAUGAGCUUAUGGUGAAGUUCCCGCUGAAGGAAGUGCAGUCCACUCGUACACAGAGGCCCUCGGCAGGGUCCAGCUUUCCAUACGUUGAGAUCAUGCUGGGGGACCUGAUGUCUCAGCGCAAAACACAGCUCCAGCUUGAGCAGGGCCUGGAACUGUGUCGUGUUAUUGCCAUGCACAUGGAUAACCUGCUCUCAGUACGGGAGAAAAGACUGACUCUGCCCCCUAGCGAAAUUACCCUGCUUUAAAAUGGCCUCCUCCGGUAAAGGGUUGAGCCACACA